Molecule: messenger RNA, 1005 nt
Organism: Mesorhabditis spiculigera
Lineage: Eukaryota; Metazoa; Nematoda; Chromadorea; Rhabditida; Rhabditidae
Source: the annotation of a GenBank genome assembly
AUGGAGAAGAGCCCGGAGAAGCGCGCCCUUCAGGAGGCCGAGAGCCUUCGUCGCAUCGCCUUUGCCGGCGUGGCCAUCAGCACCGUCGCCACCCUGACGUGCAUCAUCGCCAUCCCGGCGUUGUACAACUACAUGCAGCACGUUCAGUCGUCUCUUCAGACUGAGGUCGAAUUCUGCAAGCACCGCACGACCGGCCUUUUCGAGCAGUACGAGCGUAUGGCCCAGAUCAAGGGCGUUCGAGGACGCAUUGUGAAGAGACAGUCGUACGACAACCCGAUGGGAGGAUCAGCUGGAGCUGCUGGAGGAGCCGCAGCCGGAGGCGCCGCCAACGCCCCAGGACAUGCUCCCGCUGGAGGAGCCGGCGGUUACGAUGCCCCCGUUGGUGGAGUCAGCUCGGCAGCUGGAGGAGAGGGAUCGUGCUGCUCGUGCGGAGUGGGCGAAGCUGGCCCGGCUGGACCUCCUGGAGAUGAUGGAAAGAACGGAAAUGACGGAGCCGCCGGAGAGAAUGGAACUCCUGGAGAGGACUCCGCCCCCGAUGCCCAGCCCUCCGCUGAUGACUUCUGCUUCGACUGCCCGGCUGGACCCCCUGGACCUGCUGGAAACGCCGGACCCAAGGGACCCAACGGAAACCCCGGAGCCCCCGGAAACAAGGGACCCGAUGGUCAGCCCGGACAGCCUGGAGCCCCCGGACCCCAAGGACCCCCCGGCCAAGAGGGACAGCCCGGAAACGCCGGAACCAAGGGACCUUCCGGUACCGUAUCCGAAGUGCCCGCCCCCGCCGGACCCCCCGGACCCCCUGGACCUCAAGGAAAUUCGGGAGUCGACGGACCCCCUGGACAACCCGGAAAGCCCGGACAAGAUGGACCGGCUGGACCUGUUGGAGACAACGGAAAGGAUGGACACCCCGGAAACCCCGGAAACGCUGGAAAGCAGGGAGACGCUGGAGUGGCUGGAGUUGGAGGAGGAUGCGGACAUUGCCCCCCACCCAGGACUGCCCCUGGAUAU